Cololabis saira (Pacific saury) is the source of this 2299-nucleotide messenger RNA. RefSeq names its product tubulin tyrosine ligase-like family, member 10 (gene ttll10). Bases 9 to 2285 code for a protein of 758 amino acids. Lineage: Eukaryota; Metazoa; Chordata; Actinopteri; Beloniformes; Belonidae. Gene Ontology annotation, biological process: protein modification process. The record is from RefSeq and is a predicted model, not a curated record. The transcript is spliced from 13 exons.
UAGUUUCGAUGGGAAGCGAAAAUAACGUGUAUCAGAUUCCACCUCCAUUUAACCAAAGAGAAAGAAGAGGACACAAUAGGAGCCAACGCUCAUUCCUAAACUGGAUAGACCAGUUGGAGCAGGUCAAGGCAAAGUGCCAGACUUGUCAAAGGAUACGAAGACAGACGCCGACUCCUUCAUGUAGGGCGUUAAAACGUGCCCUACGAGGAGACGUCCGUGGCAUUACGUGGGACUCCAAGCUCGAGUGCACGAGACAGAAAAAGGAAAAAAGGGAUGAGAAGCAUUUUGACUGGAGUCUGGCUGUCUACGGCGACGCUGGAGCUGCAGUGACGGCAAAACGGCGGAGGAGGUGGAGAGGCGGCCAGGAAGAGAGGAGAUGGAGGUUUCCUAUGGAAAUGAAGCUAGCAGGAAACCAGAGAAGGGAGGGGCCAGGGAUGGAGCCGCCCGUGUCACCUGACCACAGCAGCACACAGGAAGUAAGAGCAGAAGGUGGAAGACAGCAGGUCCAGAGGGAGGAGACGAUAACAUUUUCCUGCUUAUCUGUCAACGAGAAGAGACUAUGUGGAAGGCCAGUAAAAAUGUCAGGUACUCGCUGUGCGGAGCGUCAACUCAAGAGUUCCAAACAACGAGCCUUGCGGACUUCCUCCAUCCUGGAAAAGAACAGGGAGAAGUCGGUAGAAGAACCUCGGGGGCCUGGGAUCUUCUUCUUCAUCGGAGGAGCCAACGGAGAAGAAAUAGUGAGCAGGUACUGCGAGAGCAGAGGGUGGAAGAGGAUUCACAACAAGCACAGGGAGGACUUCAGGCUCAAGUGGUGUGAGAUCAAAUCAUCAGCCACCUACAGCAGCUUCAGAGAAGGUAAACAGUUGGUUUAUCAAAUCCCCAACAACGCGGUGCUCACCACGAAGAUCGGCCUCCUCAGCAGUCUGCGGGAGUACGAGCGAGUUAGCAGCAAAGUCAAACACGGUCAGGGACGCAGGAGGCUGAAAAUGGAAACGUUUAUUCCCACAACUUUCCGCAUGGAUGUGAGGGAAGAGAGGGAGGCUUUCUUUUCCCAACAGGACGGUUUGACCGUGAAUGAGGGCUGCAUCUGGAUCUGCAAGCCCACGGGCCUGAACCAGGGCCGAGGAAUCUUCCUGCUCAGGAGCCAGGAGGACGCGGCAGCUCUCCGGCUGAAUCUGCAGCGCGUGGAGGACGGCCAGGCCAACAAGAGGCCGAGCCGGCGCCAGGCUCAGGCCCUCAUCGUCCAGCAUUACAUCACGAAUCCACUUCUUCUGGGAGGGAGGAAGUUCGACGUGCGCUCCUACCUGCUCAUCGCCUGCACGGCUCCUUACAUGGUCUUCUUCCGCCACGGAUACGUGCGGCUGACCUGUGACGUCUACGACCUCGGCUCCAGCAACCUCUCCGCCCACCUCACCAACCAGCACGUGCAGAAGCAGAACCCUCAGUACGGCCGGCUGAAGGAGGACACGGUGUGGUCCAUGGAGACCUUCAACGCCUAUGUCAACGACAGGUUUCGGGUUGCCAAGGGCCUGGAGAGGGACUGGGUGCUGGGAGCCUUUGCCAAGCGCAUGCAGAAGAUCAUGACCCAGUGUUUCUUGGCGGUGAAGUCCAAGUUGGACUGCCGUCUGGGGUUCUUUGACUUGAUCGGCUGCGACUUCAUGGUCGACAAGGACUUCAAGGUGUGGCUGCUGGAGAUGAACUGUAAUCCAGCUCUGCACACAAACUGUGGGGUUCUGAAGGAGGUGAUACCCAGCACCGUCGUGGAGACGCUGGAUUUAACCCUGGAGAUCUUCAGCAAGUGUCGUCGCGGCCAGGCGCUGCUACCGUUGGACCGCCAGAGAGAGUUUGUGCUGCUGUAUAACGGAGCUUCAACUCCUGGUUCUGCUCUGGCCUGCAGCCGGAUCACGGCCUGCAAACGGCACGGCCAGAAAACCACCAACAAGAGCCGAAAGAGCAAACCCAGGAGGAGUAGGAGGGUGGCACUGGUCUCCCCUGGUAACCAUACAAAUGCCCCAGUAAGAGGUGAUGGAAGGAUGCUUUACAAGUCGGGCUGCUCCAUCACCUCACCGCUCCGCCGAAACAGUGAGGGCUCACUUCUGCACAGCAGCAGCAGCAGCAGCCUGCAGACCACUGGGGGCGAAACAAGCAAAGACAAGAGCAAGCUGAUGAAAUGUGCUCUGCAGCGUCAUUCAAAAGCUACAAACGAUGCAAAGCAGACAAAGACUGAGGCGGCCGUCCCCGCGGACGCCACGCCUACCGCACGGACACAGAGGAGAGAAAAAUGACACAUAGACUACAC